AUGGGGAACAUAAUUUGCAGAGGAAAAAACCUGGGCAAGCAAGUUCUGGGAGGAAAACAAUUGGGCAACAAAAUCGGUACCCUCAUGACCAAACAUAGUAAACAUAUGAAAGAAAAGAAGCAAGUUGGUGAUAUUGAUCCAAAUUUUGUAUGUCACUUCUGCCAUGAGCAAGUUCAUCUAGAACGCUCAUUCAACAUCAAGGGUUGCGCCCAUUUUUACUGUCAAGAGUGCAUUGUUAGAUUCAUAGUGUCCAAGCUCCAAGACAAUGUCACAUCUGUUACGUGCCCGGAUCAAGGAUGCCCCGGGGUGUUAGACCUUGAGUACUGCCGUCCAAUUCUCCCAUACGACGUCUUUCACCGCUGGGGCAAGGCCUGUGAACCAGAUGAUACCAAACAAGCUCAGUGUCCUCAUUGCAAGGGAGUGUUUUGUGUCAAGUGUAAGGUUCCUUGGCAUACCGAAUUCGAUUGUGACCUGUUCCAGAAACCGAGAGAUAUGGGUGAAGAUCAGCAGCUGGAAGAGCUUGCCAAGAAUAAGAACUGGAGGAGGUGUCCAAGUUGCAAGUACUAUGUUGAAAGACGCGAUGGGUGCAGCUACAUAAAAUGCAGGUCAGUUGAACUUCUCUGCUAUGCUACUUCUAGCUGUUCGAUGCCUCCUUCAACUUACAUAAACACUUGA
Molecule: messenger RNA, 675 nt
Organism: Prunus armeniaca (apricot)
Lineage: Eukaryota; Viridiplantae; Streptophyta; Magnoliopsida; Rosales; Rosaceae
Source: the annotation of a GenBank genome assembly